ACGCGCGCGAUACUGCAUGCAGCUCCACGCGUCGCGAAUUGCGGGCAACUUGGCUGUGACGGAUGCUGUGCUGGGCGAGGCUGUCUGCAUCGUGACCAAGGCAGCAAACGUGAUGAACGGGAUCAAGAACAACAGCGGCCUCCUCGAGCGCAUGGACGCCAAGCUGGACGCGCUCGCGGCCGAUGUGGGAGGCAUUAAGUCGGAGGUGGGCGGCAUCAAGGCACAGGUGGAGGCCGUCAAGGAGGAUGUGGGGGGCGUCAAGGCCAAGCUGGGGGUGGUCGAGGCCAAGGUGGAGCACAUCGACGCGAAGCUUGAGGACAUGAGGCGCGUGUUUGUCGGGAUCAAAGCCGGCCAGGACAGCGCUCCACGCCCGAGCUAAGCCGGCAUUGGGCGGGCACGUGCAUGCUGCAACUGCUCAGAGCAGAGACGGGCGCAACCGUUUUGGACCUCAUCCCCACCGACCAGAGCACCGCCGCUGGAGGGCUUCUAUGCAUGGGGUUGACUUCGGACGGAGGCGAUUGUGUGAUUGCGAGGCAGGCGAGCUCGGUGCUUUGUUAUUGGCUCCUGCUGAGGUGCGGCUGGCGGGCUACUGCCUGUCGUACAAACGUGUGUGUGGAGGCUGUUGGGGGGGCAGUGGGAGCGGCGGAGCGAAUGGUGCCUCGGCCCUGGCACUGGCACUGGCAGGCUGGCACUAGGCAUACCUACCGUACAUUGCACAUACCGUACGUUACGCACGCCUGGGGAGUAGACGAGUAGUGACGGCGAUAGUGUGGCCCCUGGCAGAGCCGCAGAGGCUGCAGAUGGGCAUAGGAGCCCUCCUUGGGCGUGUCGUCGUCACGGCACAAGACACGGCACAAGAUAGAGUGGUGACAAUUUAUUUCUU
This is a messenger RNA of Chlamydomonas reinhardtii, 883 nucleotides long. RefSeq lists its product as uncharacterized. The transcript has 3 exons. Lineage: Eukaryota; Viridiplantae; Chlorophyta; Chlorophyceae; Chlamydomonadales; Chlamydomonadaceae. The record is from RefSeq and is a predicted model, not a curated record. The coding region runs from base 17 to 379 and encodes 120 amino acids.